This is a messenger RNA of Mercenaria mercenaria, 2945 nucleotides long. RefSeq lists its product as uncharacterized. The transcript has 2 exons. Bases 586 to 1668 code for a protein of 360 amino acids. Lineage: Eukaryota; Metazoa; Mollusca; Bivalvia; Venerida; Veneridae. The record is from RefSeq and is a predicted model, not a curated record.
UUCUAUAAAUACAGGAACAGUGGUAACCUAAUUGUAACUGAUACUGAACUGUAUAUAUAGUUUUAUUAUCUCUUAUAAGCAUUCUGGUACAUAUUUCCGAUUGGGGUAAUUAAUGAAACAGGAAAUGCUAAAUGUGAAAACUGAUCUAUUAUUUCAAUGAGUUGUACAUGGCAUAUGGGGUUGUUUUAAAAGUGAUCUUUGCAAGAGUGAAAAAAAUUGGACAAGGUGACCCAAGAGAAGCACCAUACAAAUGGCCAGGAUUUAAUACUAAAUGAAAACAUCAAUUGAAUAUUGAUUAACUGCCUUGAAACAGGUGGAGUCUUUUCAGUUUCACCAGGAGGAUAUUCUGAUUUAGGCAGUGAUUAAAAAUAGUCUUGAGAAAUGUCCAACAAUGAGAUAGAGGAUAAAACCAAGAAAAAGACAAACUAGAAUGGGGUUAUAUACUGUUCAUAAAAUUCAUACCAAGAGAUUAAGAUUGGAAAAAGUAUGUUGUAAAAGAGAGAUAACUGUCUUUAAAAGACAAAGCAUAGAAUUACAGUUUGACGGAAUAAUAAAUAGAUCUGGAGCAAAUUUAACUGAUGUGCAAUGGCUGAAAGGCAGAAAGCUGAUAUUGAAAUAAAUAAACUAAAGUUAUCUGCUAGAAAAAGGAAGGCAGUGGAAACAACAAACAAUGCUGAAUUAUCUCUUGCUAAAAGUCCAAAAGAAAACAAAAUAAAUAAUCUUGAAAUAUACCUGGACGAUGUAUAUAGAAAGGAAUGUGUGUUCAAUGGAGAAAAAGAGGAAGUUGAGUUUAUAAAGACAGGAAUAGAAACACUUGUACAGAAGAUAGUUAAUCUGGUACUACAAAAUUUCUCUAUAACUGAAUCUGGAGAAGAAUACCUCAAGAGACUGAAAGAAAAUUUAAUAGAAGUUUAUUUCCCCCUAAAGAAUAAACAAGUAAAAGCUGCAGAAAGUAGCAUUAUCAAGGUGGGAAGCUUCUAUGAAGAAACAAAAAACAAUUUUCCAGAUGAAUUUGAUUUCAUUUUUCUUCUUUUAUGUGUAAAAAAUUGGUAUUUUCAGUUUCCACUUACAGGUGAUGCACUAUUCACUGUACCUGAACGUAUAAAUACUGUAACAACAGAUCAUAAAGAGUCCUUAAAGUAUGUUCGUUCUAAUGGAAUACUGAAUGUAACAAGAUCAAUUCACUUCGAUAAGUAUGUGCGGAAACAUGGUCCAGCAUCUAUGUUACGAUUUAUUUACAAGAAUAGAUCAGGUGAAGAAAAAUAUAUUCAUGUUGAUCUUUCUCCUGGACAGAAAGUUUUUAAAGGUGCUCAAAGAGGUUGGCUUUUAUGGUAUUCCGGUGAGGAUUUCAACCCAAAGUUCAAGUCACUCUGUACAGAGGUUGUGUCAUCUAAGAACAUUUUACUUGUAGAUACCAUACCUUCAGUUACUGAGAUUGAGGUACAUUUUAUGAGAAACAUUUUAUCUAAGAAACAUGUGAAAGUAUACAGAAUACUGAAGUUUCUCAUACAUGGACAUGGUGAUGGUGAGAUAUUGGAGCUGUACUUUCAGACAGAAGGACAUUCAUAUAAGAAAGGUUACUCAUCAUACCUGAUAACAAGAGCUGUCGGAGGACAGCAACGCUCGAUUAUUCAACAGCCUUGUCAAUUGAAUGAAUACAAAAGUUGAAAAAGGGGCAUAAUUUUGUAAAAUGCAAAGUAGAGGUAUUGAACCUCUGUACUGCAUGUCAUAUCAUGACAGUGAACAAGUGUGUGAAGUUUCAAUCCUUUCCAAUUUGUGGAUACUGAGAUACCAGCUUACAUACAAAAACUGCUAAGUCAAAGGGGCAUAAUUUUGUAAAAAUGCCAAGUAGAGUUAUGGGACCUUCACAGUGCAUGUUAGAUCAUGACAGUGAACAAGUGUGUGAAGUUUCAAUCCAUUCUAAUUAGUGGAUACUGAGAUAUCAGAUUACAUACAAAAAUUUAACCAAAAACUGCUAAGUCGAAAAAGGGACAUAAUUUUGAAAAAAAAGAGAGCAGAGUUAUGGGACUUGCUUAGUGCAUGUCAGAUCAUGAUAGUGAACAAGUAUGUGAAGUUUCAAUCCAUUCCCAUUAGUAAGUACUGAGAUACCAGCUUACAUACAAAACCUUAACCAAAAAUUUCUAAGUCGAAAAAGGGGCAUAAUUUUGUAAAAAAGCAAAAUAGAGUUAUUGAACCUGUGCAAUGUAGAUCAGUUCAUCACAGUGAAUAAGUGUGUGAAGUUUCAAUCCAUUCCCACAAGUGGUUACUGAGAUACUAGCUUACAUACAAAACCUUAACCAAAAAUUUCUUAGUCGAAAAAGGGGCAUAAUUUUGUAAAAAAGCAAAAUAGAGUUAUGGAACCUGUGCCAUGUAAGUCAGUUUGUCACAGUGAAUAAGUGUGUGAAGUUUCAAUCCAUUCCCACAAGUGGUUACUGAGAUACCAGCUUACAUACAAAACCUUAACCAAAAUCGGGACGCGGACGCGGACGCAGACGCCGACGCCGACGCAUGGGCGAGUGCAAUAGCUCACUAUUCUAUGAAUAGUCGAGCUAAAAACCAUGAUGUUCCAUCAUCAUGAUGAAUGUAGAAACCCUCAUGAAGAAACAAUAGGAGAUUGUGUCAUACAGAUACUAGAGGAAAUGUGUAAAUACAGUAAUACUUCUGAAUUUCCUAGAUUUAUUUCAAUAUUUAUACUGUUAUCAACUAAUCCAUUUGCAUUAUUACAAAAUACCAAAUACCUUUUAGAAAGACUUAAAUCCAUCCAGACUUCAGAAGACAGUUAUGAUUACAAGAGGAUCAAAAUGAAGUCUGUAUCGAAACAUUAUCUAGAUGCUUUAGAAAAAGAUGAUCCAAGUAAUGUGGAGUGGUUCAGAUAUCUCAACACUUUAAGUGGAGCUGAUCCAAGUUAUGAAAGUUUCUUUAGGAAAAGACAAUGAGAAAUAUGA